AGCCCCGUGCUUCUCCAUCACCAACAGUCUUCCACACUGCUGGCCACUCAACCAUGAGGUCCCAUUCCUGCCUGCCUGUCUUCCUCCUCCUUGUGAUGAUAAUGCCGAAAGGAAAGGCUGGUGUUGUUCCAGGGGAAAAGCAAUGCAUUUUGUUGAAAGGAAGGUGCAAAGACAUAGCAUGCACAUCCACAGAUGAUACCAUUGGCGAAUGUAACGACGAGAAAAAAUGUUGCAGGAAAUGGUGGGUGUUUUUUCCUUACCCAACACCCGUUCCCAAAGGAAAGUCUCCUUAG
Cricetulus griseus (Chinese hamster) is the source of this 293-nucleotide messenger RNA. The record is from RefSeq and is a predicted model, not a curated record. Lineage: Eukaryota; Metazoa; Chordata; Mammalia; Rodentia; Cricetidae.